Messenger RNA from Saprolegnia parasitica CBS 223.65, 273 nucleotides. RefSeq lists its product as hypothetical. The record is from RefSeq and is a predicted model, not a curated record. The transcript has 2 exons. NCBI's taxonomy places the organism in Eukaryota, Oomycota, Saprolegniomycetes, Saprolegniales, Saprolegniaceae. Gene Ontology annotation, molecular function: fatty-acyl-CoA binding. Gene Ontology annotation, biological process: fatty acid metabolic process. The coding region runs from base 1 to 273 and encodes 90 amino acids.
AUGUCUGACUUUGAAGCCGCCGCCGCCGCCAUCAAGAACUGGAGCCCUGCCUCGUCGCCGUCCAACGACGACAAGCUUGCGCUCUACGCCCUCUACAAGCAGGGCACGGAGGGCGACUGCAACACGUCGCGCCCCGGCAUGUUUGACCUCGCCGGCAAGGCCAAGUGGGAUGCGUGGAACGCCAAGAAGGGCAUGAGCAAGGAGGCUGCGCAGGCCGCGUACGUCGCCGAAGUCGCCCGCCAGAUGGAGACGUACAAAUAUAGCCGCCAUUGA